UGACAGCAGCAGGGUUCGUGAAAACAAGAGACAUUUUUUUCUCUCUCGUCGUCGGAGGUACACGAAAUUUAGCAACUUAAUAUAUAGAAAAUUCCAAGAACCAAGUCGUAUUACAUUCUCUCCAGCCGCCAACACUUUCCACUUUUCACGCUUUGUGCCAUUUCGUGUACGAGUGAAGAACAGUUUCCGUUUUUGCGUUGCUUCUUCCCAUCACUCCUUCCUCCUCGGUGCUGGUGCUGCUCCGUGUGUUAGUGUGAAUUGUGCGUACAGAAAAAAAAGCGUGCGUGUGGCCCUCUAGACACGGACGACGGCGUACGUGUAUCGAAAAGGUGUGUAACUUUUUAUACGCAAACCGACUCCGUUUCUCGUUUGCCGCUGUGCGUACAUCAUCAUCGUCCAAAACAUGAAGCAAAUUCCGCUGACCUGUUCCGGCCAUACGCGUCCGGUCGUGCAUUUGGAUUUCAGCGGCCAGACCGAAUGUGGAUAUUUUCUCAUUUCGGCGUGUAAAGAUGGCAAACCGAUGCUGCGGAUGGGCGACACCGGCGACUGGGUCGGAACGUUCGAGGGCCACAAAGGUGCGGUGUGGGGCGUGGCGCUGAACGAGUCGGCCACGCUUGCCGCUUCCGGUGCGGCCGAUUUUACCGGUAAAAUUUGGAACGCGGUCACGGGCGAGGAGGUGCACAGUCUGCAGCACAACCACAUCGUGAAAACGGUGGCCUUCAGCCACGACAGCCAGUACCUGGUCACGGGCAGCAACGAGAAGCUGGUACGGGUGUUCGAUCUCAGCUCGGACGGCAAGGCGCUGGAAUCGUAUGCCGGCCAUGCCGGCGCGGUCAAGCGUGCACUGUUCUGCCGCAACGAAAAGUGCGUCAUUAGCUGUGCGGACGAUAAGUCGAUGCGGCUGUGGGAUCGCAGUACGGGCCAGGAGGUGUCCCGGGUAGAGUUUGCGUCCCACCCGAACGGGCUCGAGCUGUCGAAGGACGGUAGCAUACUGACGGUGACGUACGGCAACUGUACCGCGUUCUACGACAUGGAAACGUUGACGCAGCUGAAAGAGAUCACCAUUCCGACGCGUGUCAGCUCGGCCAGCUUGCACCCGGAGAAGCACAUCUUCGUGUGCGGCGGUGAGGACUUUAAGAUGUACAAGUACGACUACAUUACGGGCAACGAGAUCGAAUCAUUCAAGGGUCACUUUGGACCGGUUCACUCGGUAAGCUUCAGCCCGGACGGUGAGCUGUACGCUAGCGGCUCCGAGGACGGUACGCUGCGCCUGUGGCAAACGACCGUGGGCAAAACGUACGGGCUGUGGAAGUGCACGGAACCGACCGAUCUGAACAAUUCGACCACCACCAACAACAACAGCACCACCACCACCAACACGACCACCGGUGGCAGCGUGACACCGACACCAAACAACAAUGCGGCAGCCGUGGCCUGCCCGCCCGUGACGACCGCGGCACCGGUAACACCGACACCGAACGCUAACCGGGAAGUGACGGCCAACUGAACCGACGGGCAGUAAAGCAAAGAUGUGCAGCAUAUAUGCGUCUUUGCCUUUGCCACAACAUCCCCCCUCUCAAGAAAGCAAACAGACAAGGAAAACUGCUUUACAAGAAGGAAGCAGCAGCAGCAGCAGCAGCAGGCUAGGGGUAGGGCAGAGAGGCAAAACGGGAGCAUACGGAGGACACUGGGCACUGGUUUAGGCGGCUUCAGCAGCAGCAGCACUGGUUGCGAGAACGUUGCAGUUGCCGUGCCGUCGUCUUCGUGAUGUCUACGUUUUCCCUUUGGCAGCAGCACCAGCCACAACAGCAGCAGCAAACACCAACUCCUUUAGCCGAGAACUCGUUUUGUGCGAUUUGAUGAUGAUGGUCAUACAAAGCUACUUACUAGUACUACUCUUUCUACUACUACAACAAUACUACACACUCCCACACACACACACACACACACACACAUUCGCAUUUGACCGAGGAACGAAGGAUUUCGCGAGGAUCACGUUCACGAUCCCGGAGGACAUUGUCCCUUUCACAGAGCGCGUUAAUCAAGAAGCUGUGGGCCGUUACGCAGGAGAACACACAGUACGAAUAGGUUACAAAAUUCCAAAACUACUACCAGCAUCCCCAGUACGUGUGUGUGUGUGUCAUCAUACCACAACUGCUACCAAUACUACUACUGUGUUCGAUUCGACCAAAUAAUCAACCAUCUCUUCAUUCGUUUCGUUUUACCACAUUCACAAAGUGCUCUUGCGUGUUGCGCGUGAAGCACGCAGGGUAGGUGCGUUUGUGGCGGAUAGGCAGGAGGCAGGCUGGGCAGGUAGGGCCUUAUUUUAUGCAUAUUCCGUGCGUGCGAGUAUGUUUCUAGUAAUUUAUGUUUGAUGUACCCCCGAACGAACUACGUGAGAGAUUGUGUUUUGUGUUGAUUUUUGUUUUUAGUUACUUCGAAAUAAAGAACUAAUUAAACCUGACCUGAAACUGAAA
Anopheles stephensi (Asian malaria mosquito) is the source of this 2477-nucleotide messenger RNA. RefSeq names its product serine-threonine kinase receptor-associated protein (gene wmd). Gene Ontology annotation, biological process: spliceosomal snRNP assembly. The transcript has 3 exons. The record is from RefSeq and is a predicted model, not a curated record. NCBI's taxonomy places the organism in Eukaryota, Metazoa, Arthropoda, Insecta, Diptera, Culicidae. Gene Ontology annotation, cellular component: SMN complex. Bases 404 to 1507 code for a protein of 367 amino acids. Gene Ontology annotation, molecular function: protein binding; RNA binding.